ACAAAAUUUAGACUUUUUCACUUAUUUAUUAAACUAUAUAGUAAGUAUACAUACUACUUAUAUUUGCUUAGAGAGCAAAACAAAAUACAUGAAAAGCAACAGUUCUAUUUGCAUGUAAUAGACUACAGUAUUUUAGAGAUAGUUGCUUAUUAAAUAUGGACAUAUUCUCAAAAAAUAAAUAUAAAGAUGGUAUGAAAUAAAUUUAAAAGAAUAAUCAAUCGACUAUUUUUUGUCAAGAAACACAAAUAAAUUAAAGGGAAAGAUACCAUUUAAGCAAAUUGCUUCCAUAGAAGCUUAAGUUAAAUCUUUAAACUAAGAGUUAGUAGUUGGUGAUGGAAAAUUUUAAAAUUAUAUACACAUUUUUCUUUCAAAUCAAAAGUAGAUUUACUUAUUUUAAUAGGAUAUAAUACAUUUAGAUUAAUUAAUGAAUGUACUUAAUAUGUAUUAAAGAGGGUAAAGACAGCAAGAAAACAAAAUCACAAAUAUGGAGACUUUUCGUUAUUAAGAAAAAAGCGAUAAUAAUUCAGCAAAAAAUAAAAAUAUUUAUGAAAAAUAAGAGAUAGAAUUUGUUUAAGUUAUUCCAACUGAACAUAGUUGCUAUGUGCAACUGAUGCCUGAAUCAGUAUCUUAAAGAAAUAUAGCUAUCAAUAAACAAGAAAUAUAAAAUGAAGAAAGUAUUAAUAACAGUCUAAAAUCGAAUAUUAAAUCAAGCUACAUAAAAGAGGACGAAAAUGUAAAGAAAAUAAGUAAAAAAACACAUUAAAUAGAGAAAAAAAUUUAAAAAUAAGAAAAUUAGAAAAAGAAAAUUCAAUCUAAAAUUCCAGCUAAAGAGGAAUUAAACAAUACUUCAGCUAAUAGGGCACAUGUAACUAUUGAUUAAUUUGAAGAUUAAUGCUUGAAAUUUAAUGAUGAAAUUACAGAAGUCCUUUCAAGGGAGGAGACAGAAAAUACUAAUAGAGUACAUAUAUUUUCAAAACUCUAAAAUUUUAAUGAAAACUUUUAAAUAUAGAAAAUAAAAAAAUAAAUUCAUAAUAGCUCAAAUAACUUGUACAAAUUAACUUAAGAUUCAAACUAUGAUAAUAAUAUCAUAAAGACAAAUUAGAGUAAUUACAACUUAAAUAAUAUUUAAUAACCUUUGAGUGCCAGCAAUUAGGAUUAAUAUAAAUAUACAACUUUACCUUCUCUUUAAUCAUAACUUAUCAAGAAUCCUAUUUCAAAUGCUCAUCACUAAUCUACAACUUCAUUUAAGUAAUUUCCAGAUAUACCAUUAAAUACUACAACUUUAGGCAAUUCGAAUAUAGGAAAUUCUUUCAGGUUUAAUACGUAUAUGGACUCACACCGAGAAAAUGAUUAACUAAUUAAUUAUCCUUGCUAAGAUCAAGACUUAUCUAAUAUACUACUUAACAGGGAAAUAGACCGCAAUACUUACAGCUUAAUACAGUAGUAGGAAAUAAAAUUUUAAGAUGAAGAUGAAGAAAAUCCUAUGCACUUAUCUACUACAAUCAGGUAAAGGAUAGAUAAGUAGUGCUCUAAUGAAACAUAAAAUAAGUAAGAAUAUUAAUAAUAGUCUAAUUAUGAUUAUUAGCAGAGGCAAUCUAUUUCAGAAAUUUAAAGUGAAUCUAAUUUGGCAAGUAUUAAAUAGCUUAACUGUGAAAUAAAAGGAAAACCUUUUUUAAAGGAAUCUAUCACUCUAGAAUUGUAAAAUGAGUUCAAAAAAUAAUCAUAUUUUUAUUAAGAAUUUAACACUCUGCUCACUUUGAAUACAUAAUAUUUAGGUGGAAGUUUAAUUAAUACAAAAACAUUAAAUGUAAACAAAAGAAAUAGCAUUUAGUCAUAUAAAAAUAAUAGAAGCUUGACAUUAGAUUAAGCCACUGAAAAAUCUGUACAAUCAUAUACUCCAAAGCAGAGAGAUAUGUUUUUAUAGGGGAGUAUUACUAAUAGAACAAUUGCAGGUAAUUCUAUUAAAUAGUAUUUAUCCCAAGAUUGCGAAUCAUAAAACUAAUUCGGUCCUCUCAUAUUCCCAAUACAAGAAGAUUAUGAUGGCUAUUCCGAAGAUUACUAUAUAAAUUCUGAUAAAGAUAUUGAUCAGUAAAGUGAUUUAAAUGAAAGUAACUCCUAAAAAAAUCGAUUCUUAAAUAGAAAUAAUUUAAUUUAUUCAUCUACAAAGUAUUGUUCAAAAAAGUUUCCGAGGUCAAGUAAUUUUAAUGCAAGUUUUAUGAGAUCAGAGAGAAAAGAUACUGAUAGCAUAAAUAGUAAUCACUAAUAAAAAAGUAGUUAAAACUAGGAAAAUGGUAAUCUUAGUAAGUAGAAUGGCACUACGUAAGUUAGUUCAAAUAAAUUUUAAGGAACACGAUUAAACCAAAUUCCUAUUGAAGUUUAUUAUCAAAAGAAAUUUUAAAGUGACAGUAACUUGCUAAUAGAUUUUGGCUCUGAAACUACUGAUGCUAAUCAGAUAUUUUAAGAAGAUGAUUAAAUUAAUGCAUCAAAUAAUAUGUUAGCAAUUUAGAAAGUUUAAUUAGUCACAAAAACAAAAUCUGAUCAAGAUUCUCAAUAAGCCUUAUCAUAUAGAGAACAUUCUAAUAAUUUAACUUAAUUAAAUAGCUAGCCUUAAACUCCACACAUAAAAGAUUAUGAUAAUAGUUAAAACUAAUAAAUUCAACAAAAUCAAAUACUCAACUUGAAUUUACCUCAAUAGUACAUAAAUUAAAGUACUUUAAAUGUAUAAAAUUCAGCAAUUUAUUCAAAUACACCAAUAAAAAGUGAGUAUAACGUUGCUUUUUCCCCUAGCAGAUACUUCAAAUAAAAUAAUUUAGAUGUCCAAAGCAUAAAUAACGCAAGUCUUGAAAUUUCUAAAAGGGAAUAAUCUCUUGCUUCCUUAAAAUCUCAUAAUCUUUCAAAAAUCGGCCUUGAUAAAGCUAUGAAAUUGGUUUGGGAUUUCUAAUUUACUAAAGCUGCUUGUGUAUUUGAAGAUUUUAGUAACUAAGAGAAUGUCAAUAUGAUAAUUGGUCAUAUAUACAUGCUCUUAAUACAAUUUUUAAUUUCACUGAAAAUAGAUUUUGCAGAAAAGCUAUGCAAACUAUGCGAAUAGGUCAUCGAUCAUAUAAUUAACUAAAGAGCUAAAAAUAACAUUUACUUAUCAUUAGUUUAAGAAAUUAAUUUAACUGAAAUGUAUCUUAUUAAAGGAAUUCUUUAAUUUUCUUUAGAUAAAAAAAUAUAAGGCUUAUUUUCACUCAAAAAUGCAUUUAAGUAUUACUAAAAAUGCUAAUCUGCUACUUUGAAUCUUGUAAAUAGUUUGAAAAAAAAUCAUAGGUUGAAGUUAAAUUUGUUAGAAGGGCUAAGUAAUUUAGCAAAGAGUGCUUUAUAAGAAUCCUUUAAAAAGGUAUUAUCCUUUUUUGGUUAAACUUUUGAUCUUGAUAAAGGCUUGAAAACUCUUUUGUAAGUUUCAUAAGCAGAUAAUAAUGAUUAAUAAAAUAGUUCUUCAUCAAAAAUAAAUCAACUUUAAUUUGAUUAAGAGUAAUUAAAUAAUAAAAAUUUAGAAGAUUAGAAAUAUAUAGAAUAUAUAAAAGCCUCAAGUGGAGAAGAUGAUUUAAGCUUCACCUCUCAUGUUGCAACUAUUGUUUUGUCUCUUUAUUACAUUUGGAGAGAGAAAAAUCCUAAUCCAAUAGUCAACCUUAUAAAUUAAAAACUAAAGUAGUAUCCCAAAUCACCUAUUUACUAUUGGAUUUCUUACUUAAUCAAUUUCGAAAAAAGAGAAAACUUAAAAGCAAUAAACGACAUAAAUAAGGCUUUAUCUAAAGCCAAUUCAUUUAGUAAAAGUUGCCUCUCUUUCAAAUUUGAAAAAUCUCUUUUUUUAACUAGUAAUUUAAGAUGGAAUGAGGCAUCAUAAAUUCUAGGAUAAAUAGGAGUUUAGCUUUUAAAUUUUGAAGAAUUUAAGUUUGAGGAAUUUAAACAAAUGCUGUAAAAAGCGAAGAUAAAUUCUAAUUAUUUUUCUAACUUUUAUCGUUCAUGCGUGAUUGAUUAUAAACCUGAAAAACAUUUUUUUAUUGGAAUAAGUAGUCUUUUACUUAGCUAAGUAGCCUGUCUGAUUUAAUAAAAUCAAUUAGAUUUUGCUAAAGAAUGGCUAUUGUUAUCAUAAUAUUUUAAAAAGCACUCUUAUUUAAAUAUAUUCUUGAGCAAUGAUAUUCAUAAUUUGAGUUAAAUAUAUUUAAGGAGAAAAAAUUUCAAUUUAGUAAAAUAUGAAAUCAUGUAUUUUACAAAAACUAUAACUAAAAUCCCUAACUCUUUGAUUGAUCAACUAAUUUUGGAAAUAAAUGAAGAAGAAAUAAGUUUAAAAUAAAAAUAAAUAAAAUCAAAUGAAGAUUAAAAAGAGCUAGCAAUAGAAUAAUCAUCUUGUAUUUUUUUAAAAAUAUUAGUUGGUUGCUUGCAGUUUGAUGAUAAAAUGAUUGAAAAGGGAGAAUAAGAGUUAGCAAAAAUACCUAAAUAUGUCAACGAUAGCAAAUAUUCUGAUUUUUCUUACCUUUUUCAUCACAGCUACUAUUGGAUAUGUAAAUUUUAUUUCUUACAGCAAAAGUAUGAUGAAGCUUUAAAAAAUAUUAAGCAAAUGUAAAAAUUUUCAACUAAAAUAUUUUCACUAUCUUAACAAGCAGAUAAUAUAUUAAAAAUAAUUAAAAACUAAGAAUAUGAAAACAAAGAAUAAAAAUGAUUCGAAAUAUCAU
This is a messenger RNA of Tetrahymena thermophila SB210, 4715 nucleotides long. RefSeq lists its product as hypothetical. Lineage: Eukaryota; Ciliophora; Oligohymenophorea; Hymenostomatida; Tetrahymenidae. The record is from RefSeq and is a predicted model, not a curated record. The transcript has 3 exons.